Eucalyptus grandis is the source of this 2024-nucleotide messenger RNA. RefSeq lists its product as uncharacterized. The transcript has a single exon. Bases 396 to 845 code for a protein of 149 amino acids. The record is from RefSeq and is a predicted model, not a curated record. NCBI's taxonomy places the organism in Eukaryota, Viridiplantae, Streptophyta, Magnoliopsida, Myrtales, Myrtaceae.
CCACUCCUACCGUCCACGACCUCUCUACCAAAAUUAAUCAUCGACAGCGCCCCGCCCCGACCCUCUUCGCUUGCGGGGCGUGCAGGUAGUUAUCGCCAGCAAAGGAGGGAGGAAAAACUACCCCUCUUCGCCUCGGAAAUCGACGUCAUCCGCUCGAAUUUCUAAGUUCCGCCUCUCAAAUACGUGCGCAGCACUAGAUUCUGUCCGAAUCCUCAUCUGGGUGUGGGUGUGUCUCUCUUUUUCGUCGUGUCUCGCGUUGGUUCUCCGGCCGCGGACCCGGUUCUUGGAUGAAGUACGUACAGGUACAGUUGCCCACGCGGAUGGUGCGUUCUGGGUUCUCGUCCUCCGUCCGCCCCACUUCGAUUUUGGAUUCUGGGCGAUCCCCGUGACCGUUGAUGUCAGUUUCUGAUAGGGAGAUAGCUGUUCUCGGUGGUAACGUCGUCGUCGAUGAUAGCAACGUUGGUGGAGGAGAGAAGGAGGGCGAAGAUGGCAAGGAUGUUGGUGGUGGAGUUGGGGUCUCUGUACCGCGUGAGGAUGAUCGGAGGAAACAGAGGGGUUGCGGGUGCGCGCCGCCGUGGAAUCUUGCCAAGCUCAAGAGGGUUCUCGGGGCUUCGUCCAACAGGAAAACAUCGAGGCGACGCAGGAGGAGGAACGGUAAAGGUUGCGUCUUUUGCUUCAGCAGGCCGAAGACUCCGGAAUCGCCGGCCGAUUCUCACGUGAGCGAUCCCGAGGACCCGACUUUCGCGCAUGUGAUGCUGAGGGAUUUGUUGGAAAAGAAUGAUUUUUACUCCGGGGAAUGCAAUCCCCACUUGGACAUCCCUUACCUUUCGUGUGAGCACAGAUAGGGAAGGUAAGUUUUUCGACCGGUUGUCUGUAUUUCUAUCCCUCUGCCGUUGUUGCAGAGGACGUUGUUGGGAAGUCUUCAAUCGGAGGUGCGCAAGAUUGUUGAAACUUGUUGAAUUCGUGAUCGCCGUGCUGAUUCUGGUUCUUCCAGAAGCGGUGGCAAUUGGGUUGUGAAUUGAAAUUGGAGUUCAAGUGCUAAUGGUUGGGUGAAUUACGGAGACGAGGUUGGCUCAUCGGUUUAUCAGAUUGGAUGGAUUUUGAAUUCGCGGUCCUCGAUCACUUGAUGAGUUGCAGAAUCAUCAGGCCUCUUGCUUGGUCUGCACUUUUGGCCUUUGCUUCCCGCUUGUCUUUCUGGAGGUGCUAUGAGAUUGGUUUAAGGACGGUAUGGUUGAAAGGAAUACUUAGGGCAGAGAAAAUCAUUCUCUUAAAAGUUUACAGUAGAUUAGCUGUCUGCGUUAAUAUGGAAGGAUUGAAUUCUUUGUAUUCUUUUCAAAACGUAGAGCUAUUAUACUUUCAUGAGGAGAUUGAGCAUAUUUCUACCGAUGAUUUUACUGAGGAAAUUCUCGUUUGUGAAACUUUCGAAUCAAUACUCUGCAAUAGGGAAGGCUUCUACGUCCAGUAGGUUGGUUCAGCAGCUUGCUCGUUACUCUGUCUAUUUUACUUUUUUCAAACUCAAUGCCCCUAUUCCGAUUUCUAGAGUCCCUCCCCAAGGGUUUCCAUUCCCUGUCUUGUUUGAGCUUCGAGGGUUUCGUGUCUUAUUGGAAGUUUCGAAUGGUAGGCCUUCCACUUGGAUUGUGUGGCCACCAACAGAUGAGAAUGAAAUGGCAUGGCCGACAGGCGACGCCAGUACAUCCUACUCGAGGGGUUCAGCUUUUUUACUAAAAGUGCACGUUCGGAUGGCCUUUGCAUCUGGUACCGGAAAUUACUGGUGAGUGAUGGGACGACACAACACAGAGGGUUACCCUACAGGAACCUUUGGUAGGAUGCUUUGCCCCUGAGGUUCAUAAUUGAUGAGUACUUGAAUUAGACUUUUGGAUAGAUAGAGAGAAUGCCAUGUAUUUUUGACUGGGGGUAGCCGGUGCAUUGCAGAUUACUCUCUGUGCCUUGUACCAGGGGUGAUUGUUCCCUAUUCUAAAAUUAGAAAUAAGAAUAUAAGGGUCGCUUCCCCCUUUGUGGAACCA